Messenger RNA from Syngnathus acus (greater pipefish), 4377 nucleotides. RefSeq names its product DEAH (Asp-Glu-Ala-His) box polypeptide 29 (gene dhx29). Gene Ontology annotation, cellular component: intracellular anatomical structure. Bases 110 to 4252 code for a protein of 1380 amino acids. The record is from RefSeq and is a predicted model, not a curated record. Gene Ontology annotation, biological process: translational initiation. Gene Ontology annotation, molecular function: RNA binding; ATP binding; RNA helicase activity. The transcript is spliced from 28 exons. Lineage: Eukaryota; Metazoa; Chordata; Actinopteri; Syngnathiformes; Syngnathidae.
CGUGUGGCUCUAAAAAGGUUACUCAACGCUCGCGACCUGAAUGCGAGUGUGGUGUGGUUAAUACACUUUAAGGCACGCUUAAGGGUCAUUUCUGACCGUGGUUGGCCGAAUGGGUGGUAAGAAGAAGAAAUCAACCCCGCCGGUGGUUGUUGUUACCGCGGGUACCCCGGCGGCAUCAGGCCGGGCUAGCGUUCCCACUGUCGGGAACGGUGCUACGGACGAGCCGAAGAAGCAACCGGGAAGCAGCAAGCUGAGCAAAGCAGCUAAAGACAACAAGCCUAAAGGUCCAAAGACCUACAGUCUGACCAACACUGCCCAAGUGGAUACAGGAGGUGUGACGGACAAAUCCAUCCUAAAAGUUUCCAUCCAAGCAGAUUUGGAGAAAAAGAUCAUAAAGCUGAUCAAUGACUUCCGGCAGGAGAAUGGCGACAAAGGGCCAGUGUCGGGCAGACUCACCAACAAGAAACUUUUGGAUUUGUACACAGCCCUGCAGAAGUUCAACUUCAAGCGGGAGCAUAUCGAGGAAGCCAUGAAGAGCAGCGUGCUCUACGGCGGCGAUCUCCACUCUGCCCUCGACUGGCUCUGCUUGAACCUUCGAGAUGAGGAGCUGCCCGAAGGUUUCAGCCAGCAGAUGCAGGAGGAGAGCCAGAGAAGCAGGCCUAGGUUCCAGCCUCCUGUGCGACCCCGAACUCCAAGCCCCGAGCUACCCAAAACGCCCCCUUCCAAAGACACCAGCAAGGCGUCCGUAAAAGAUGAUGACGCUCGCAUGAAGGACUGGAUCUUAAGGUACGCCGAGCAGAGCAGCGAUGACGACGAGGAGGAGGGCGAAGGAGAGAAGAUCUCGCAACGCAACCCGGAAUUGGACCAAAAGUUUGAUCCGAACGACAGAUAUUUGGUCUUGACUGCUCAGCUAUACGACGCUAAAGAAAUGGCAAUGGCGGCCAAAACCAAAGGAGACAAGGCGGCCCAGCGGAUGGCGCAAGACCGAAUUCGCAUCAUACAGCAAGAAAUGAAGCCACUAGAGUCGCACCCUGUAUUCAACCCUGCCAUUAAAGUGGUGGAGGCACCCCAAAAGGAAAAGAUGACGCCUUCUGGCAACCAGGACAAAGAUGAAAUCGGUUUCCAAUUGUUUGAAAAGGCGGAAAAAGAGGCCUCGGCAGACAAAGUCACGCAACAAAAGAAGAAGAACGAACCAAAGGACAUUCGUAACUUUGACUACACGGCACGCAGUUGGACAGGCAAGUCCCCAAAACAGUUCCUCAUCGACUGGGUGCGUAAAAAUUUCCCCAAGAGUCCUCCGCCGGCCUUCCACAAAGUUGCUGCAGGCAGAUACUGGAGGUGCAAGGUACGCGUUCAGAGGACGGAGGACGUCUUGGAAGUUUGUCCCACCAUCCUGACCGAGGACAGCAUGCAGGCUCAGCAUUUGGGCGCCACCUUAGCACUCUACAACCUGGUGAAAGGACAGUCGGUGCACCAGCUCCUCCCCCCAACCUACCGGGACGUGUGGCUGGAGUGGCGGGACGGCGAGCAGCAGCAAAAAGAAGAGACGCGCAGCGCCGCCAACAAGCCCCGAGACCAGUUCAUCGCCCGACUCCUGACCCGCCUCAAGCAACAGCAGCCCCACCACGGGCUCGAGUCACAAUCCGACAGCCCCACCUGGCUUAGCGCCGCCGCAGAUGAGGAAGCGGAGGACUCCUGGGAGAGCCUUGCCACCCUUGAUAUCGUGGAGAAAGGGGGAGGAGAUGUGGAGGGGAAGAUGGAGGGAAGGGGGGGUGGGAGCGAGCAGGAUGAAGCGCUGAGGACGGCAAGAGGACUCCUCAUGAACCUCAGGACGUCCCCUCUGGCUCUGAGACUCCUGGCGGACCGAGAGCAGCUUCCCGUCUUCCAGCACCGCCAACGCGUCCUGGAGGCUUUGCAGCGCCACCGUGUGGUGGUGGUGGCCGGCGAGACCGGCAGCGGCAAAAGCACGCAGAUCCCGCAGUUCCUCCUUGACGAGCUUCUGCUCGCUGGCGAGGCGGCCCGACCCUGCAACGUCGUCGUCACGCAGCCCCGACGGAUCUCCGCCAUGAGUCUGGCCUGCAGGGUCAGCCAGGAGCUGGGCUGCCAGGACGGGCCGGGGUCAAAGUCGUCGCUGUGCGGCUACCAGAUCAGGAUGGAGAACCAGUCGGGCGAGUGGACUCGCUUGUUAUACUGCACCACCGGAGUUCUGCUGCGAAAGCUCCAGCACGACAGACACCUCAGCAAUCUGACCCACAUCAUCGUGGACGAGGUGCACGAGCGCAGCGUCCAGUCCGACUUCCUGCUCACCAUCCUGAAGGACGUGGUUUCGAGGCGGGCAGACCUGCAGCUGAUCCUCAUGAGCGCCACCGCCGACUGCCACAAAUUCUCAAAAUACUUCAACCGCUGCCCCGUGCUCAACAUCCCGGGACGGACUUUCCCGGUGGAGGUCUUCCAUUUAGAGGACAUUGUAGAGGAGACAGGCUACGUCCUGGAGAAGGACUCGGAGUACUGCCAGAAGGUCCUGGAAGAGGAAGAGGAAGUCGGUAUCGCCGUGACACAAAAAGGCGGAAAGACAUUACAACACCAGGAGGUGAUCGUGAGGGACUCGUCACCAUGCUGGGAUUUAGGUCCCGACUUGGACCACUUCAGCAGCAGGACUCGCCAGGUGCUGCAGUACAUGAACCCCAACAAGAUCAACAUGGACCUACUGGUGGAGCUCAUCAGCUACCUCGAUAAAGCUCCACAAUUCACAGCGCUAGAUGGCGCUGUUCUGGUCUUUCUGCCUGGUCUGGCUCACAUCCAGCAGUUGUUUGACCUGCUGUCCUCUGACAAGCGCUUUAAGGACAAAAACAGGUACAGGAUUGUCGCGCUGCACUCUACGCUGUCAUCGAAGGAGCAGGCUGCGGCUUUCACGUUGCCUCCGGCUGGCGUCAGGAAGAUUGUGUUGUCCACGAACAUUGCAGAGACAGGCGUGACCAUUCCCGACGUUGUGUUUGUCAUCGACACGGGAAAAACCAAAGAGAACAAGUACCACGAAAGCAGCCAGAUGAGCUCCCUGGUGGAGACGUUUGUGUCCAAGGCCAGCGCCCUCCAGAGGCAGGGCAGAGCAGGACGUGUCCGUAACGGCUUCUGCUUCAGACUCUACCCCAAGUACAGAUUUGACUCAUUUAUGGAAUACUCCAUUCCAGAGAUACUUCGAGUACCCCUGGAGGAGCUCUGCUUGCAUAUUAUGAAAUGUGAGUACGGCUCUCCGGAAGAGUUCCUGAGCGGCGCUCUGGACGCCCCGCAGCCUCAGUCCGUGAUGAACGCCGUCAACCUGCUGCGGAAGAUCGGCGCCUGUCAGCCCGGCCGCCACCUGCUCACCCCGCUGGGGCAACAUCUGGCCAACCUGCCGGUCAACGUCAAGAUUGGCAAGAUGCUCAUCUACAGCGCCAUCUUGGGCUGCCUGGAGCCCAUUGCGACCAUUGCGGCGGCCAUCACGGAGAAGUCUCCUUUCUCCACGCCCAUGAACAGGAAGGAGGAAGCCAACCUGGCCAAAGCUGCGCUCGCAUUGGCCAACUCUGACCACAUGACCAUCUACAACGCAUAUCUCGGCUGGAAGAAUUCCCAAAAUGAAGGAUACAAAGCAGAAAUGUCCUUUUGCCGGAAACACUUCCUCAACCGUGCCGCUCUUGCCACUAUAGAGGACGUGAAGCAGGAGCUGAUGAAGAUGAUGGAGCAGGCGGGCUUCUGCUCAUCGCGGCCGCCUCGGCCCCCCGCGGCGUCCAAACCGCCGGCGUCGCUUCUGGCGGCGGCGCUGACGGCGGGGCUGUACGACAGCGUGGCGCGGGUGUUGUGCGUCACCUCCGUGGACGUGCUGGAGCGAGUGGCGUGCUCGGCGGAGACGCCGCAGGGUCGAGCGCAGGUCCACCCGUCGUCCGUCAACCGCAACCUGCAGACGCACGGCUGGCUGCUCUACCAAGAGAAGGUGAAGUACACCAAGAUCUACCUGCGGGACACUACUCUCGUAUCUCCGUUCCCCAUGCUGCUCUUUGGAGGGGACAUCGACAUUCAGCACAGGGAACGUCUCAUCACGCUGGACGGAUGGAUGCACUUCCAGGCUCCCGUGCGCAUCGGCGUGAUCUUCAAACACUUGAGGAAGCUUCUGGACUCAUUGCUGGAGAAGAAGCUAGAGAACCCACGCAUGAAUUUAGAAGGUGAGAAGACCAUCCAAAUCAUCUUGGAGCUGAUUAAUUCGGAGAACACGGCGUAAUGUAUGAAUGAACAGCUGGUGCUCACUAAAGAUUUUCAAUCACGGUAAUAAUCCUCAUAGAAAUGUAAAACACGGGAGGAAUUGUCAUUGCAAACAGUUGUCGUAAUAAAGUAUUUUUUAAUCAU